Oncorhynchus kisutch (coho salmon) is the source of this 659-nucleotide messenger RNA. RefSeq lists its product as uncharacterized. The transcript has 4 exons. Lineage: Eukaryota; Metazoa; Chordata; Actinopteri; Salmoniformes; Salmonidae. The record is from RefSeq and is a predicted model, not a curated record. Bases 48 to 659 code for a protein of 203 amino acids.
GACCGAGCUACUCUCUGACAGUCACCAUCAGACCAUCAGACCACGAGAUGGACAGGCUGUGUGUCGCUCUGAUUACAUUCUUAUGUGCUGUUUCCUCCAGUCAGGAUGGGAUCUCUGCAGCAGAGGUGGAGCUGAGAGUCAGACCAGGAGACAACAUCACUCUCUACUGUGACUGUAUCAUAACUACUGGAGUUCACAUUAUGUGGAAUAGGAACUGUUCUCACAGGUACCAGCCUCCUCUAGUUAUUUCAAUUUACAACGUUUACCAAAAUCUUCAGGAAAUGUCUGAUAAUUCCAACCGUUUCCCUGGAUAUAAUGUGUUGUGGAACCCCUCUAACAACUCCUAUGAUCUACUGAUUGAGAACAUCACUGAAUCUGACCUGGGACUCUACUACUGUGGGACUGUGGAGAACCAGGUAGUGGAUGAUGGAGGUAAAGGAGGAAUUGAACAGAAAGAGUUGUACCACUAUGGAAACAUCACCACUAGGAUUUCACUUGAAACCAGUCCUCCUGAGUCCUCCUCCUCCUCCCCUCCUCCUGUAGGACUGUGGGCUGUGUUGGAUGUUUGCUGUUCAGUCGUGUCCUGUGUCUGCUCUCCUCUCCUCUCUCCUCUCCUCCACCCUGUGUCUACUCCUUCUGCAGAACACAGCUCCAACUGA